This is a messenger RNA of Schistocerca serialis cubense, 724 nucleotides long. RefSeq names its product cuticle protein 7-like. Bases 62 to 724 code for a protein of 220 amino acids. The record is from RefSeq and is a predicted model, not a curated record. NCBI's taxonomy places the organism in Eukaryota, Metazoa, Arthropoda, Insecta, Orthoptera, Acrididae. Gene Ontology annotation, cellular component: extracellular matrix. The transcript is spliced from 2 exons.
AACAGCGGACCUCCUCCACUCCCAGGACAGCUGCAGCAGUCGCCUCCCAACCACAGCCGAGAUGCAGAGUGUCGCCGUCCUCGCCUGCCUGCUGGCCGCCGCCCACGCCGGGAUCGUAGCGCCGGCCCACCUCCCCGCGGCUCCAGCGCCGGCGCCGGCCCACGGCGUCAUCUACGACCACUACGCGCCGCCCAGCUACAGAUUCGACUACGCCGUGGCCGACUCGCACACGGGCGACGCCAAGACGCAGUUCGAGCACCGCGACGGCGACCGCGUGACCGGCGCCUACAGCCUCAUCGACGCCGACGGCACGACCCGCAUCGUCGAGUACAUGGCCGACGACCACAACGGCUUCCAGGCGGUCGUGAAGCGCGUCGGACACCCGACGCCGGCGCCGCCCAGGGCCGUGGUCGUGGCCGCCCCUGCUCCGGCACCCGCCGCCCACGGUCCAGUGCACGCCGCCCCCGCCGCCGUCCCUGUCGCCCAUGCUGCGGUCCACGCCGCCCCCGCAGCCCACGGUCCCGUGUACGCCACCCCUGCUCCGUCUCCUGUCGCCCAUGCCGCUGUUUACGCCGCCUCUGCCGCCCACGCGCCGGUGUACGCAGCUCCCGCUCCUCCCGCAGCUGUCCUGGCCGCCCCCGCUCCUGCCGCCCAUGCGUACACGCACCCGGCACCAGCACACGUUGCUGCAGCACGUGGCAGCCACCUCCCCUACCAUGGGUAG